GUCAGGGGAAGAUGAUUUCAUCACAGUGAGCCGACAGGACAUGAGUUCUGACCCAACCCGAGCGCUUCACUAACACCAUCUGAAGUGAAUGGAGAAUGGUCUGGGGAUAUUUUUUUUUAUUUUCAUUUGCAAUAGUCUUGCUCCAGGAUGGAAUCUUUUAUGAGGUAUUUUUGUAAAAGCAAGCUUUUUUUUUUUAAAUUUUUUGCUGAUAUAUAUUAUUUUUGCUCUCUCUCCAGUGUUCUGCUGAGAAGUUGCUAAUUCACUAGACAGGAAACUUGUUGCAUGCUGUGGGUCUCGCGCGCAUAGGCUGCAGUUUUACAAGCUUGCGCGAGCGAGCGCGCGCGCGAGAGAGAGAGAACGAGAGAGAGAGAGAUAGAGAACGCCUGCGAGCGCGUGAGAGAGAGAGAGAGCGCGAGAGAGAGAACGAGAGAGAGAGAGAGAGAGCGCGUGCGAACGCGUGAGAGAGAGAGAGAGAGAGAGCGCGAGAGAGAGAGAGAGAGAGAGAGAGAGAACGCGUGCGAGCGCGCGCGAGAGAGAGCGCGUGCGGGCGCACGAGCGCCAGUUCUGGCUCGGUUCACACGAUUCACAAGUGGAGCUCCGGCAGAUGAUUCACCCGUGAGUCGGUUCUUAGUAGCGCAGCUUCAAGGAGCGAUUAAGGAAAUUGCAGUAAUUGCAGCCGGCCGUCUCGAAUAGCGCUUUUAAUCAAGGACAGCCGAGCUCGCGCUUCUUUAUUCGUGGAUCAGUCAAGAUCUCGAACAAGUCCACGCGCUGCUCGUGGAGGACGCAGAUCUAAACCCAUUAAAAAAAAAAAAAGUUUGUUGAUGUUUAUAAUCUGAGCUGUGAUGUCAGAGAGAGAGUGUGAUGGGGAGGAAGGCGGGGACUCGACCCCGGCAGGCGCGUGGCGGGGCGCGCGCAGGAGUGGGGUGCUGCAGCUGCAGGACACCGACACCCCGCUGCUGGAGAGCGUGAAGGCGGCGGCAGCGCCACGGAGGAGCAGCAUCAUCAAGGACCCAUCAGUCACCAAAGUUGGCGGUGGACGCAAGAAAACAGUUUCCUUCAGCAGUAUGCCAUCAGAGAAGAAAGUGAGCAGCGCAGCUGACUGUUUGGCUUUUAUGCAGGGUGGCUGUGAGCUAAAAAAAGUGCGCCCCAACUCGCAUAUUUAUUGCCGUUUUUACACUCUGGACCCUGAACAAGCCUGUCUGCGUUGGGAGCCGUCAAAAAAGGAUGCGGAUCGUGCCCGACUGGACAUUUCCUCUAUCCGGGAGGUCCGCACAGGCAAAAGCACUGAAACCUUUCUCCAUAAUGGCUCAUCAGACCAGCUGGCUGAAGAGGCUGCAUUCUCCAUCAUUCAUGGAGAUGAAUAUCAGUCCCUGGACCUGGUGGCAUUGUCAUCUGAUGUAGCAAACAUCUGGGUGACUGGCCUGCGGUAUUUGCUGUCCCACCCUGGAGCCUUGGCUGGUGGAGGUGGAGGAGAUGGAGGAGUAGGAGAGACAAGCAUGGGAAGCAGAUUGAGGAGGGACUGGCUGGCAGCAGAAUUUGCCCUGGGAGAUGAGGAUGGGCACGGGAUUGUGUCAGAGGACAUAGCUGUGGCGACCAUCUGCAGGCUAUGCCCUAGAAUUAAGGAAGCAAAGGUGCGUCUACGCUUUAAGGAGAUCCAGCGUAGUAAGGAGAAGCUGACAUCUCAUGUGACACUUGAAGAAUUCCAGGAGGCUUACUGUGAGCUGUGCACCCGGCCCGAUGUUUACUUCCUUUUAGUGCAGCUAUCAAAAGACCGGGAGUGCCUAGAUGUACAGGACCUACGUCUUUUCUUGGAAACUGAGCAGGGACUGCCGCUGGCCACCACUGAAGGCUGCCUAGAGCUCCUGCAGCGCUUUGAACCCUCUGCAGUUUGCCGUGAAAAAGGCCUCAUGGGCCUAGAUGGCUUCACCCACUACCUUCAGUCAACUGAGUGCCAGCUGUUUGACCCUGAGCACCAGUAUGUAUGUCAUGACAUGACCUUGCCCUUGUGCCACUAUUACAUCAGUUCAUCCUACCGCUCCUACUUGCUAGAUGAUCAAGUACAUGGCAAGGCUGAUCUGUUUGGGCUAACACGAGCACUACAGUCUGGGUGUCGAUGUUUGGAGCUUGGUGUAACAGAUGGACCUGAUGGGGAGCCGCUUUUGGGGGUUGAUCAUGAGUCAGACACCAAGCAAUAUCAUCAUCACCAUCACCAUCAUCACCAUCAUAGCCUAAUCACACUGCACAGUGCUCUGGAAGUGAUUAACAAAUAUGCCUUUCUCACCUCUCAGUACCCAUUGCUCCUAUACUUGUGUCAGCAAUGUUCCCCUAGUCAGCAGCACACUCUAGCACUGCACCUAAAGAAGGUGUUUGGAGCAAAACUGUACAGGCCUGAAUGUUUGCCCAUUACUCCUGGGGUACGCACUACCACGUUGCCCUCUCCUGAGCAGCUAAAGGGAAGGGUACUGCUGGUAGGCAAGAAGCUGCCUCCAGAAGAGGAAGGCUCUGAGGGAGAAGUAUCUGAGGAGGAUGAGGAGAUUGGUGGCGGAGGUCCACUGGCUGGUCGUCGGAUGACCAUUCCUGGGGAGGAAGACCUAGGGGUUGUUCUGGUGGUCCCACCUCCCCCUCAGCCAAGGCGACUUCGAUUGCGGCAAGAGCUUUCUGAUCUAAUUGCAGUGGCUCGCACUGGUAGCCGUAACUUCUAUGCUCACCGUACCAACACCCAGCAGUCUCAGCAAGCCUCUCCUCCUUCCACUCCCUCCACACCCAACACUCCAGUUUUCCCAGACUCCCCUUAUUGGACCCUGUGCUCUUUAGGUGAGGGUGAAGCAGGUCGGUUGGCAAGCGAGAGCCCAGAGGAGCUGGUAAGCUUCACUAAGCGCUGUCUUACUCGAGUGCGACCCAGCUCAGUCCGGCUGGACUCCAGCAACCCCAACCCACAAGGCUACUGGAAAGGAGGUGUGCAGCUGGUGGCACUCAACCAGCAGACACCAGGUGCCAUGUUGGAUUUAAACCGAGGCCGAUUUGCACAGAAUGGAGGUUGUGGAUAUGUGCUGAAGCCAGCUGUCAUGCGAGAUGAGGUUUCCUACUUCAGUGCCCAGUCACAGGGCCGCGUGCCUGGUGUCCCACCGCAGACUCUCAGGGUGAAAGUUAUCAGUGCUCACAGUCUGCCCAAACCACAGGGUUCUGGGGCCAAGGGUGAAGUCAUCGACCCCUAUGUGGUGCUGGAACUUCAUGGCAUACCAGCAGACUGUGCUGAACAGAGAACUCGCACUGCAGCCCAGAACCAGGAUAACCCGCUAUUUGAUGAGACAUUUGAGUUUCAGGUGAACAUGCCAGAACUGGCACUGCUGCGGUUUGUCGUACUGGAUGAUGACUAUAUUGGUGAUGACUUUAUUGGCCAGUACACCAUCGCUUUUGAAUGCCUACAGCCUGGCUACAGGAAUGUGCCACUGCUGUGCCUGGCAGGAGAGCCUUUACCGCACGCCAGUCUGUUUGUGCACGUGGCUAUCACUAACCGCCGUGGUGGAGGCAAGGCUCAUAGACGGGGCCUAUCUGUGAAGCGAGGAGUGCGUCGAGGAAGGGAGUAUGUCACCCUCCGAAACACGGCCAUCAAAGUGUUAGACGACACCUUUCGCUCUGCCGGCCUGCCACUCAGAGAGGCCACUGACCUGCGAGAGAACGCACUGAGUGCUACAGUGGCGUUCAAAGAGCAAUGUGGACUCCCUCCAGUGUCCACACUGAAGCAGUGCAUGCAGAGUCUGUCCACAAGGCUGCAGAGCCCUGACGGUUCCCCAGGAGCCAGCCUGAUCCUGAAAGACGGUUAUCCCUGCCUGGAGCCACUUGCAAACCUGAACGACACCAUACGCAAGCUGCUUAAUGCCUAUGACACGAUGAUCUCGGCUAAUAAACAGCUAAUAGAGAAUGCAGAUGCUGUGCAGGAGAGGAUCGCUCAGGUGCAGAAAGAAGGCAUGGUGUUUCAUGAGGAUCUGGCUAAGCUGGGGGAGAAGGAGAACCUGAAGGAGCGGAAGCUGAUCAAAGCUGUUGAGAGCUUCACGUGGAACAUCACCGUACUGAAGGGUCAGUGCGAUCUGCUGCGCAGUGCUAAAAUGGAUACCCUGGAUGCUCUGCGGCAGCUGGUGUUGGCCUGCGAAGCCUCCGGACUGACCUUAACUUCUGAACUGCAGUACACACCACACAGCCUAACCUCUAGAAGGGGCAGCAACCAUGGCAAUGGUCGCAUCUGAGUUCUCAUGGCCUGGGAGUGGGUUGGUGAAUCUGCAGAGAAUGUGGAUAGAUAAAUGGUGCAAUAAAUAAAUAAGAGAUCGGAGCCUCUUGUAUGGGAUGAAGAGUGUAGCCAGGUGAUGUGAUUCGAACAAUAGACAUGGUAAUAUAUAAGUACUGCGUGAUAGAACCAAAGGACAAUAGAAGGAAAUGCCUCAAAAGCAUGUCAGAGCAGGCUCUUGUUUGUGAUGACCGGAAAUGUUUGACUCGAAACCUUCUUGGUUUCUGAGAGCUUUACUGUGUAGCAUAUCGACGAUACGACUGAGUGGAGCGUUUAAACUGGUUAAUGGUUGUGCUCUGUGGCAAGAGAAUCCACUAUUUUCAUAUUGGCAGGUAAAAACUUCUAAAAGCUCCUGGGUUUGCAAGGCACAUUACACUUUGACCUGUUUAUACUGCCAUAAGUCAGUAAUCACUUCCUUGAUUACACAGUGCUGUCACUUCAGCACUGUACUUGUAGUUUUUCCAUUUGAAUUGGAUUGAGAGGUGAUAAAUGGUAUCACUGGAGGUUAGCACAGGCGCAUGCAUCCUUUCUUAUCCAGAAUAUAGAGAUCAUCUCCUGCACAUCCAAUGACUGGAAUAGAUCUAAUCUUUUGCGGCUUGUGAUGCAUACAUUACAUCUCCGCGCACUUAAAGGGAAGGUAUUUUUUUUCCCUAUCUCAUCACAUUUACGGAGUGAACAUGAAUUGCAGUAUAUGUUGUUCACUUGCAUUAAUUGAACUCUCUGAUCAAACCCACUGAGCUCUACGUAAAAAUCUGGAUGGCUUAUAGCCUAUUCACCACUGUAGAGAUGAGUGAAGCCAUCUGGCCGCCAUAUUACCACACACAUGGCUUAUGUGUUAAACCAUCAUAUCUGAUCAAAUUUGCUCCAAGAAAAGUAUCUCCUGACUUUUUUCCUCUUUCAUUACCUCCUCUUAUUUUCUCAACUUUACCUACAUUCCUUAUGUCUUUAUACUGUUCCCCUUCACUGUUGUUGUUGUUUUUUCCUUUUCCAGUUCAUUCUCUGAUCAUUUUUUUGAAUGGUUCUUUUACUACUAUAAUUAUUUUUACAGAGAUUAUUUCAGUUUGUCUUUGUACAGGAAAUCAUGUAUCGGACGUCAUCCGGGAAAUAAGCCAUUGACCGGGAAAUAUGUCCAACCCUGAUUUAAGAGUACUGAUCAGUAUACUUGCACUCAAUUUAAACUAAAAUAAUGUCGUUAAAACAGACAAUCAUAUCCAUUUUGUCAAUUUGUGCAAGUGGGUGUGACAUGUAUAGAUGAUCUACAUUGUCACUCGUGCUUAGCCUGAGGUAAAUGAAAAUAACCACAGACCAAACUCGUACAAUAACAUCUCUUUUUUUAAUUUGCAUCCCUCACUCCCAUUUCUGCUAAAGGCUACGAUCCUUCUUUCAUUUAUGCUCCUGACGCUAAUUUACUCAGUUUGUUUUUCUUUUUGAAUUUGAGCCGUUGAGCUCUCACAUUCAAUAUCAAACAUGUCUAGACUUUGGCUUCGAUCUGGUCUGGGACGAUUCCAUUAAAAAUCUGACACAGUCAUAGCGUUCAUCCCAGAUAUCAAUGUCAGAUUUUCAACAAAAACAGACAAGACGAUGAGACAGAUUUUCUGUUGUUUUUUUUUUCUUUCGGUCUUGCAAACCAUCAUAAAAUGCCAUAAGGGGUUCCAUGCAAAUGGCACUGUGCGUACAUGUGUAAAAAUGAUCACACACUAUCAGUAUUCACAGGGGAAAUGUCCGUCCACAACCUCUGACUUGACGGUUUGUAGAGUUCAGUGCUGCACACACAGGCAUUUUUCUUGUCAUUUGUCUCACCAACUACAUAAAUAACUUGUCCAGUUUUGUGUAGCUUCCAGUAGCCGUUCCAUAAGAUGGCAGCCAGAUGGCUUCACUCUGACGAGCCAAUGAGCUCUCCAAAUUUUUACGUAGAGCUCAGUGAUCAAGCCCCUUUCAAGAGCGAACAAUGGUAUUCGCACCACAAUGUGAGUAUUAUACUGUAUCUACAACCCAACUACCCAACACCAAUGGUUGCUGGCCUCGGAGAGAGCAUGAAAAGGGCUGCCCUUUUAUGGUGAAUGUUGGAAAGAUGUGCUUUAACCAGCUCACCUAGUUAAAAGUAAGCACCAUAUAACCAGUUAAAAACUGAAAUGACUGAAGAACACUGGAGCAUUAACCAACCUCAUGGCUAAUAUUAUGGCUUACAUUGUUUCACACUUAUUAACAGUGUUGUAAUCCAGAGAAGUGACGUUUCCAAAGUAUUUUCUCAACUGCUUUAAAGGCAGCACUGAACACGGACUGUGUUUUCUUGUUACAAUUUACUUUAACAUAGUAAUAUAGAAAUGCCAAUAUGUGACUUUUGACUAUGUAUGCAUAUUUUUCUUUUUGUAUUGUUGACAAGUAGAUAAUGUGCAUAAGUAGUCAGUAUUUGUGUGAAUACACCGAUAUCUGUAGCUAGGUAUGUAAGUGUGUGUGUGUGUGUGUGUGUGUUGAUUAUUAUGGAAAAAAUGUCGUGAAUGUGAAGAACUUUGCUAAAGAAUUGUUGCUUUCAAAGGAAUUAAGAAUGGUUGAGAAUUCUCUUUUUUUUGUUUCCUGUUUUAUCCGAAUGAGAAGAGCCGCUUUGGAUUUAUCAUCCAGAGAACUAACAGGUAUCGUAAUGUUUUCUUAGCGUGAAUGUGUGUAUUUCUAAUCAAGCCAUUCCAUCUGUAUCUAUCUUUCUAAUUUUACCCCUUCUUUGUAAAUAUCAGCAACGGUACACAUUAUGAAAGCUUUUUCCUCUCUUGUUUUCUCUCUCCUUUUACCCUUCUGACUCUUUGUGUUUCUGAACAAGGGAUUUUAAUUGCAGUGGCCUUCUGGUGAGAAAUGUCGACAGGUGGACUUGUGUAGCCCUGCUUGUGCAUACAAGUGUGCAUCAUUUUCAGCAAUUGUACUCAGCACUUCUUAAUUAACAUUUAGUGUGUGUUGGUGCGACUAUCACCAAACCCAAUAACUCUAAGUAACACAUGCAGUCCCUAGAGCAGAGCACUGAGGCAUUCUUUAAUGACCUAUAUGCAUGAUCUACCAAUGGACUGUGAAAGGAUCCUGCACAGGAUCUGCUUACCUGUAGCUGGGCUCAUGGCUGAAUAAUGAAUGCUAGUAUUAGCAUUCGGUUUCAUGUUGUUGUUUUUUUUUUGCCUUGACACUGAAUAGUAGACAGAGGGACCUACGGUGUAGGAUCACAGUAGGUUAGUUCCACAGAGCAACGUUCAUGUCUAUGACAUUAGAGAUGUACUACUUGUUAUGGAAAUUAAUGAGUGAAUGAAUAAACAAGUAGAGAAAUAAAUUAUAUUAAAAAUAGAUAGAUAGCAUUGCUGCGUGGGAUGAAAGAAUAGUAACCCAGUAGUCCAACCAGUGAAGGACUUGUAUGCAGUAUGCUAGUCAACAGAUGUUAUCAGUGCACCUAUAGGCGUUAUCUCUCGCGUGUUCUCUAGCUUGUGGUCUAUUUACAUUUAGAUGAAAAUGUACUGUAUCAGUCUCGACUAGCCAGAUAAGCCCUGCCGUAUUAAGUAGCCUGAAGGUGAACACUUCAGAUGGUGCUUUGGUAUUGCAUUGUUUAUUUACCUGAACAACCUCUCUGAACCUGCAACAGUAGACCAGUACGUUUUAAAAUGCUUUCCUGUGUAACUGAUGUCCUCUGCACUUGGCUUGCUUCUGUUGUAUCUGCCUUUCCUCUGACCUUUACAAACAAACCUUCUUUCACCUUAGUUCCUUCCCUGGUUGUCAUUGUAUAAAAGAGUAUUUAUUAAAGGUGAUAAUUGUGUUUUAAAGAAAAUUAACUUUAAAGCAACUGCUUUUAUUUUGAAAAGCCAUUUUGUAUUCUUAAAGAUUAACAUAUAAUAUAAUACAGAUGUGGCAGAGACUAAAUAAAUCUUUUACUGACGA
Molecule: messenger RNA, 8185 nt
Organism: Neoarius graeffei (lesser salmon catfish)
Lineage: Eukaryota; Metazoa; Chordata; Actinopteri; Siluriformes; Ariidae
Gene: plcl1
Product: phospholipase C like 1
Exons: 8
Coding region: 843-4244 (1133 amino acids)
Biological process (GO): lipid metabolic process; intracellular signal transduction
Molecular function (GO): phosphatidylinositol-4,5-bisphosphate phospholipase C activity
Source: RefSeq, a predicted model, not a curated record